Molecule: messenger RNA, 465 nt
Organism: Dothidotthia symphoricarpi CBS 119687
Lineage: Eukaryota; Fungi; Ascomycota; Dothideomycetes; Pleosporales; Dothidotthiaceae
Exons: 2
Coding region: 1-465 (154 amino acids)
Source: RefSeq, a predicted model, not a curated record
AUGAGCAAGCGCGCGCCCUUUCACUUGCCACCAGCACCUCGCAAGCGUCAAGCCUCAGCGAUUUCAACAGCAACAAGCCACAGCAACACACAGACAAACAACAAGAAAAAGAAAGAGAAAAAAUUUACCCAGCAUACCGUACAACUGGCUCCAAGUGCAAGUCCAUCCCAAACGCCGAGUCCAAACUGCACAUCUGAAAUCCCAAACGACAACUUGAACAAAUCACCUUCACAUGCACCGCAACCAGUCCGACCAACUAUGGUGUCGAAGAGCGGCCCCCAAACACAGAACUUCGUGACGAGUCUCCCAAGUCCGCAAUCAGGGCGAGAGCCUUCACAUACCAGCACUAUCUCAAAGUUAGCACUAACGCCUCUCGCACCUGGCACACUGGCAGACUCAUUCCCAAUCUUCCGCACGGGCGAUGUGGCCAUCAAGUGCGAUCUCGUCUCGCAACCAGCGCAAUGA